CCCACCCCGCAGAAUCAAAUGCUGUUUUCUUUUCCCUGCCUUGGUGAAGGGGUCAUGCCGGACGGGACCGUCAGUGCGGCUCGCCACGAGACUCACACCCCCCUCCCCUCGACCAGUCGGGUAUCAUUGCCCUUGGAGCUGGCCGACCAGUAUUAACGUGCUACGUGAGGACGGCGUUACGCGUUAGCGGCGGAGCCACGCCAGCCUUACAUGCGCUGUUCACUUCCGCAGCAUGCCAACCGCCUCUGUGUUACCUGUCCACGCGGCGGCGAGUGAGUGAGUGCGCAAGUGACCCAAGUGAGUGGAGCGACUGGGUGAGUGAAUGAGUGACUGAGUGACUGAGUGAGUGACUGACUGAGCGAUGCGUUGAUACUUGACGCUAGCACCGCACAAGCACGGGGAAACGACCAACGAUUCUGCCGGGUCUCGCCCCUCAAUGUCGGGUACGGGAAGUGUUGUUAUGAUUGCGACCCAUUCUUGCCCGUCCAAGCCGUGCAGGGAAGGGUCCCUGGGAGGAUGGUGUGUAAGGGUAUGUAUCUGAGGGUGUGAGAGUUGGGCCAAGAACCCUCGUUGACUCACGCCCCCCUCUCCUCCCCUCCUCUCCUCCUCCCCUCCUCCGCACGUGGCGUUCGUUUAUCUGAGCCUCCGUGGUGGCCACAAGGGACUCGAGAAGAAGGUUCAAGCAGCCAAGGGGUGAGGACCAGGAGUAAGAGGCGAAGGAGGAGAAGGAGGCGGAGGGGGGCAUGGCCACCCUGGCCUCGCUGGACAGAUAUAUCAAGCCUCCUCCCCUUCGCACCACUUCCCAAUCUGAGAUAGGUUCGCUAACUCCAGCGAAACAAUAUCUCAACUUGUACAAGAACAAAUCGAGUACUUCCUUUACAUCGUCCAGCCCCAAUUUCAGGACGACACACAUCCACUCAGCCAAACAUCACACACUUACUUGUUAUUCACCAAACCACCACACCCAAGAGAAAGACCACACUUCCUUCACAACAACAACAACAACAUAAAUCUCAGCACAAGAUGCUGUGCAUCCUCCCCGACGAGCUCCUGCUCAUCACGGGCGUCACCGGCCACGUCGGUUUCGCCGUCCUUAUCCACGCCCUGCGGGCCGGCCACACCGUCCGCUGCGCCGUCCGCUCCGAGGCCAAGGCGGCCUUCAUCCGCUCGCGCCCCCAAAUCAAGGCCCUCGACCUGCCACGCGCGCGGCUCAACUUCGCCAUCGUCCCGGACAUCACGACUGACGGCGCCUACGACGAGGCCAUCCGCGGCGUCUCCUCCGUCAUCCACGUCGCCUCGCCCCUCGCCACCGCCGACUCGGUGCCCCGCGAGCUGCACCAGGAGUACUUCAUCCAGCCCGCCGUCCGCGGCACGCUCGGCAUGCUCGAGGCCGCCCGGCGCGCCGGCACCGUCCGCCGCGUCGUCAUCACGAGCUCCAUCGUCGCCCUCGCCUCGGUGGACCAGCUGGAGGGCCGCGAGCGCCGGCAGACGGCCGUCCAGCCGACAGAGCGCGCCGGGUUCCGUCCCGAGCCGUACGAGAGCGAGUUCGCCGCCUACGCCGCCUCCAAGGUCGCCGCGCUCAAGGGCGCCGAGGCCUGGAUCGCGCGCGAGCGGCCCGCGUUCGAGGUCGUCCACCUGCACCCGUCCUUCGUCAUCGGCCGCAACGACAUCGCCACGACGACGACCGAGGCCAUGCGCGGCACCAACGCCGUCAUCCUCGCGACGCUGCGCGGUAAGAAGAUGGGCUGCAACUACGCCGGCGCGACGGUCCACGUCGACGACGUCGCGCGCGCCCACGUCCAGGCCCUGACGCCCGCGGUGCCCGGCAACCGCAGCUACAUCCUCAGCACGAGGGCGCGGUGGAACGACGCGAAGCUCAUAGCCAAGAGGGGCUUCCCCGAGGCCGUCGAGCGCAAGCUCAUCUGCAGCAGCGGCUCCGUCGGCACCGUCAACAUCGAGUUCGACGCCUCCGAGACGGAGCGCGUCUUCGGCUUCCGCCUCCAGGGGUUCGAGGAGCAGGUCCGCAGCGUCGUCGCCCAUUACGUCGAGCUGCGCCUGAGACGCCCGGCUCUGUCUUCCAUGGGCUCGUCCAUGGCGAUGAACCAGCCUCUGAGACCCGAGAUUGCGGCGGUGUAGAGGCCCUUUUUUCCCCCUCUACUCCGUUGUCUGCUUAUUUACCACUUCUUCUUUUUCUUCAACGACCACUUCAUGGCCUUUUUUUCCUCCUUUUUUUUCUUCUCCAAUAACGACGCUUAUGACAACAUUCUUCACGACUUUUUCAAGGGGUCACGGAUGCAUAGGGAGGACGGAGAUCAUGGAAAGAUCAGAGAGAGACACUUUUCACAUCAAACACAUCACGUUGCGGAGGAAAGAUGAGACGCCAGCCAUUUCGAUUCUAUAGGGAUACCCAGCGGACGAUAGAAAACCCGCCAAUUUUCUUCUUCACUUUAGUGUAUAUACUUAACAACAAAAACCAAAGAACAAUGAACAUAGUAGAACCAAC
Molecule: messenger RNA, 2503 nt
Organism: Colletotrichum destructivum
Lineage: Eukaryota; Fungi; Ascomycota; Sordariomycetes; Glomerellales; Glomerellaceae
Product: Putative NAD-dependent epimerase/dehydratase, NAD(P)-binding domain superfamily
Exons: 1
Coding region: 1024-2136 (370 amino acids)
Molecular function (GO): oxidoreductase activity, acting on the CH-OH group of donors, NAD or NADP as acceptor
Source: RefSeq, a predicted model, not a curated record